UCCGAUGCACACUUUGCAAGACUAGAGAGAAAUUGCUUUGCAAGCUAGCUUGCUAGCAGCCUGAACAACAAAUUUGCUUUCAGCUGGACGUUCGCACUGAAAAUACGGCUGUCACUACAGCGACAAGGUAGCACAUGCCCACGUAUUGGCAAACAAGAGAUGGAGAACGGAAAGAUGCAGUUCUCUGCGCCAGUGAGCAGAGACAGGGUCAUAUCCAAGUUUCCUAAGUGGUACACCCCUCAGGCCUGUCUGCAGACCAAGGACCACUGGCACGUCCGCGUGAAGACAGCCUGCAAGGACCGAGCCCCCUGGAGCCUGGGAAUGAAGAUGUCUAAAGUGGUGGUGGUGGGAGACCUGUACGUUGGCAAGACGUGUCUAAUUAACAGGUUCUGUAAGGACCUGUUCGACAGGGACUACAAGGCCACCAUAGGCGUGGACUUUGAGAUCGAGAGGUUUCAGCUGCUGGGCUUUCCCUACUCUCUACAGAUCUGGGACACAGCCGGACAGGAGAAAUUCAAAUGCAUCGCCUCCACCUACUACAGAGGAGCUCAGAUCAUCAUCAUCGUCUUCGACCUGGCUGACAUCCGGACUCUGGAGCACACGCGGCAGUGGCUGGUGGAGGCGAUGAAGGAGAACGAGCCGCGGUCUUGUAGCGUGUUCCUCAUCGGCGCCAAGAGAGACCUGCUGGCGUCCGCAGAAUGCCAGAGGGUCGAGAGAGACGCCAUCAAGAUGGCGGCCGACAUGCGGGCUGAGUUCUGGUCCGUCUCGUCCAAAACAGGGGAGAACGUGCAGGAGUGUUUCUCUCGCGUGGCGGCCGUGGCCUUUGAGGACAGCAUGCUGCAGGCCCUGCAGGGAGGCGUGCCCUCACACAUAGGCUCCAGUGACCUCAUCAAGAUCGACCGUGGCACAGCGGGGGACCCCCGGGCUGCAGAUGAGAACAGGUUGACCUGCUGUUAGAGGACCGGAGAGAGAGACCGAAGGAAGAGGAGCAAGGAGGAGGAAGAGAAAGAGCCGCCGAGGUGAAGGAGGGCCCCAACCCGUGGAUCAGCUGGUGUCUCCCUGCCCCAGAAAGCACCUGCCAUCGCUGGGCUGGAUUCAGUCCAACUUUAACACCCUCCCCUUCCCUCCAGUGAACCGGCUUUUGACUAAAUUUGUUUAUGUGCAACACGCAAACUUAACAGUUGUUCUGCAAGGGAGGACAGACAAGGAGCAAGGAACAACCAAAGACUGAACUGAAUGGUCCACACAGCCCAGAUAGGAAGUGCUACCCCAUCGUAACCUCUGCUUCAUGUGCAAGUAUUUCUUCCUGUAGGAUGACUUUGGAAGGUUCCUGAAUAAUUCAUAACAACCACCCUAAAUUAUUUUGACUGAUGAUAAAAAUACACUAGCCAGGCUUAGCACCUUUAGUAUGGAUUUCUUAAAUCUAUCUGAUCAGUUCAAUUCUCACUCCAGUUCAAAUCUUAUCCCUCAGCAUGCGCGCUUAUGAAUUAUUCAGAAACCUCCCAAACUCAUCCUGUAAAAAAAAAAAAAAAGAAAUUGCCUCCUUGAUUCACUCCUCUUCUUCUUCUGUGUGGAGCAGUGCAUUGUGGGAUGCCCAUUCUUGCUGGGAGCUUGUUUUAUACCCUUCCUAGGAGGGAGGAGAAACGAGGGAGCAGGGGAAUAUCGCUCCCUCACCUUUCAUGAGUCAGAACUGAACCCCAGUUGCCGUGGCCCCCAUACUUCACCCUGGCAUCUGGGGGAUUCUCCCCUUACAGCGGGGGAAGGGAAGAAAGCAUGAACAUCACGGUCCACACGCAGCCCUGGAUCAAACAGAAGCUGCAACCCCCCCCCCCACCCUGCAGCUCACAAGCCCUACUGCCACCCUUCCUCAGUGUCUGUAGGCAUCUCUGCUUCCCAUUCCAUCAGCAGCCCGUUUAGGCUGCAGGAAUAUAGUGUGGAAUCUUCAGCCAGGCAGUGUCUUAGAAUAAGCUGGUAGAAUAAAGCGGGGACAUGCACUGAAACACCAUGCAGACGCCGUGGCCCUCCAGAUUCCAGUUUGAGACCCCUGACACAGGGAGGGAAGUAUUUCCACUCCUGGUGGGGUGGUUCUUGUAUUAAUCACUGAUGUUUCCUUUAACAUGUCGAGCAAUCUUGUGUAUGCACAUUUGCGAAGUGGAAUAUUUUUAAAUAUGCAUACAAUUAAAAAAAUGUCAUGUUCAUUUAUGAAUUAUGAUAAAGUAUAUGCACAUUCAAACGCA
Molecule: messenger RNA, 2237 nt
Organism: Conger conger (European conger)
Lineage: Eukaryota; Metazoa; Chordata; Actinopteri; Anguilliformes; Congridae
Gene: rab36
Product: RAB36, member RAS oncogene family
Exons: 11
Coding region: 160-957 (265 amino acids)
Molecular function (GO): GTP binding; GTPase activity
Source: RefSeq, a predicted model, not a curated record